AGCAUUAUAUGAGUACUAUAACUGGUAAAAAAAUCAUAAUUCUCUUAGGUGUUAUUGAAGUACGACGAUAAAAGAGAAAUUAGGUCUUCCGGUCAGACGGGCCACUCUUAUAUAUAUAAAUACUAUAUGUGAAUAUAAAUUCAAAUUCUUCAUGUACUAAAAUACAUUGAAAGUUUGAAAAGUUAGCUUUUUAGCAUAAAAAAGAUCACAAACAGGGAUUUUUGGUCGUUGAAAAUCUCAUUUCCUAAGCUUUUUAAUGUACACACAGACACUAAUGAGGACCGAUCUCUUUUGUUUCCAUUUAUUCAACGGGAUUGCAAAUGAAUCGGUAUGAUUUUCAGUGAUUGCAUCUACUGAUUCCGAGUGACUCUAUUGACUCCAUGUGACUCUAUUGACUCCAAGUGACUCCAUUGACUCCAACUGACUCUAUUGACUCCAACUGACUCUAUUGACUCCGAGUGAUUCUAUUGAUUCUAUCAUUAUAGAAUCAGCUUUUUCCCCCUUGGAUCAAAUGCUAUUGAACACUAUUUAAGCAAUCAGAAUAUUUAUGGAGAAAAUUUCGUCAAGUCUUCUAUAAGGUGUUAAAGUACUACCGCUACUAACCCUAAGUACUUCAAGUGAAAACAAAACGAACUAUUUUAUUUACGUUUAGGUCAAAAUAAGUACUUCUAAUAUUAAAAUAACUUUAUCAGAAGAAAGUAAGAUUAUUUAUGAAUAAAAAAGAAUCAAGUAUUAAUAUAUAAUUAAUUAGUUGUAAUAUUAAUUAUGUAUUAAAUUAUCCAAAUAUAAAUUGGAAAUCAAUUCGUAUUAAUUCAUCAACACAAUCAUAUAUUUUAAAAGUCCUUUUGUUUUGUACAUCGAUACAAAAACUAAUCAAAUUUUAUUUUUCUAAUUUUACAUCAAGUGAAAUAAUUAAAGUUCGUACACUUGAAGGCACAGCAAUACGUACGCGAACAAUUAUUCAAUCUGAACCAGUUAAUUUUGUAGCAAUUAUGAUUAAAUGGCAAGGUUCAUCUUUAUCAUAA
Messenger RNA from Rotaria sordida, 1025 nucleotides. The record is from the annotation of a GenBank genome assembly. NCBI's taxonomy places the organism in Eukaryota, Metazoa, Rotifera, Eurotatoria, Philodinida, Philodinidae.